Molecule: messenger RNA, 1074 nt
Organism: Magnolia sinica
Lineage: Eukaryota; Viridiplantae; Streptophyta; Magnoliopsida; Magnoliales; Magnoliaceae
Exons: 5
Coding region: 432-698 (88 amino acids)
Cellular component (GO): nucleus
Molecular function (GO): RNA binding
Source: RefSeq, a predicted model, not a curated record
AUGGCAACACUUGUGUAAGUUGCGUGCUUGUAUGGUUAAGCCUCGGUACGGAAUUAUUUACUGGCACUCUCAUGCGGAAAACUUCAUUCUUGUUAUGCUUUUCUGUAUAUGUUACUUGACUAUCAUAAGAUAACUAUAUGUACAAUUCUAGAGUUUGGGAUUUUAUGUUUGCCAGCAACAACUAGCAGUUUUGUAUCAUCUCAAGAUGUUGGUGGGUAUAACUGAUUAUGUUGCAUGUUUCUCAUGCCCUUGUAAACAGGCUCUUCACUACAGUCCGGGAUUCUUUAGGAUUAACAUAUGAUGUAUCCUUUGAUCUAAGCCAGUUUGAUAAGUUGAAACUCAGGUGGUAUGUGGUCUCAGUAACUUCAACUCCUGGCAAGGUCUAUAAAGUUGUUGUGUUGAUGCAUGUAAGAAUAUUUUGAGAGGUUUACAUGACAGCAAGAUUGCCCAAAGGGAGCUGGAUCGACGAUCAUAAUGGCCGUCACAAUCACAGAGAUUUUGAAGAAAAAGGGCUGGCUAUUGAGAAGAGGAUUUUGAUGUCUACAGUUGACAUGAAGGAUGAAUCCAAGGGCCGUCUCAUUCCAAAAGCGAAGAUUGAGGUAUUGCUGGGGAAGACUGAGAAAUUCGAUGAUCUGAUUGUUGCCGUUGCUGCCAAAGGGAGGCAGUUGGAGACAAUAAAGCAUGAUGGCAAACCAUAGCUCUAGAGUUCCAUCAUAUUCUGAUUUUCAUUUCUUUUUUCCUCCUGGUGUCCCGUUUAAGUGAUAGAGGUUAUGAAAUUUUCAAGUAGAGCUGAUGUUGUCAUUAAUUGAAAAGAGCAGAGUUGAGAGAGGCCUUUUUUCUUUUCUCCUUUUAUGGGAGUUGUUGAUGAUACAGACAAUCUGUUGUUUGGUGGUCAGACUGCUGUUGUAUUAUUUGAGUCUUGUUUCAGCAUCUUCCUUUGACUGAUGCUAACUGAUUAACAACAAACAGUAAAAGCUUUAGUGAUCUUCCAUCUUUGUUGUUUCCAAAGGAUAUGGGGCAGACAUUGCCUUAACUGGUAUUGUCCAUAAUCUGAAAGUAGAUCCUUCUUCUGAA